This is a messenger RNA of Juglans microcarpa x Juglans regia, 285 nucleotides long. RefSeq names its product ribosomal protein S7, mitochondrial. Gene Ontology annotation, cellular component: ribosome. Gene Ontology annotation, molecular function: rRNA binding; mRNA binding; structural constituent of ribosome. NCBI's taxonomy places the organism in Eukaryota, Viridiplantae, Streptophyta, Magnoliopsida, Fagales, Juglandaceae. The record is from RefSeq and is a predicted model, not a curated record. The transcript has a single exon. Gene Ontology annotation, biological process: ribosomal small subunit assembly; translation.
AUGUAGGAGGCCUUGGAUGGUGAGCAAAAACAAUUGAUCAAGAAGUUGGUCAACUUUCGCAUGAAAGAAGGUAAAAGAACAAAAGUUCGUACUAUUGUUUAUCAAACUUUUCAUCGCCCAGCUCAAACUGAACGCAAUAUAAUCAAACUUAUGGUUGACACCGUAGAGAAUAUAAAGCCCAUAUGCGAAGUGGAAAAAGUAGGAGUGGCAGGUAUUAUUUAUGAUGUCCCUGGUAUUGUAGCCAGGGAUCGUCAACAAACCUUAGCUAUUUAUGACUUCUUCUGA